AUGGAAGAAAAACUGGUUGAAGCUGUUAGAGGUGGUUUAGAACGUGAUGGAGUUUUGGGAAAGUUAAGAUCUGAAAUUAGGUGUGAAGUAUUAAGAUUGCUUGGUAUCCAUGAUUUAAAGAAAGUUUCCAAACCAAUUAUUACGCCAGAAGUGAAUCUGAUUAAUUCAUUAAUUGGUGAAUAUCUACAGUGGAUCGGAUACUCCUACACUAGUGCAAUAUUCAGUUCAGAGUCAGAUUUUAUAUAUUCAAGAGAUGAAAACAUACAUCGCAGAAUAAUGAGUGAACUGGGGCUGAAAGACAGCUCAGAUGAUUCUUUGCCUCUAUUAUGCCAAUUGAUAAACAAAGUGAAACAAAAUUGUAAUUAUUAG
This is a messenger RNA of Nezara viridula (southern green stink bug), 369 nucleotides long. Lineage: Eukaryota; Metazoa; Arthropoda; Insecta; Hemiptera; Pentatomidae. The record is from the annotation of a GenBank genome assembly.